This is a messenger RNA of Aspergillus mulundensis, 867 nucleotides long. Its product is annotated as oxidoreductase, short-chain dehydrogenase/reductase family. The coding region runs from base 1 to 867 and encodes 288 amino acids. Lineage: Eukaryota; Fungi; Ascomycota; Eurotiomycetes; Eurotiales; Aspergillaceae. The record is from RefSeq and is a predicted model, not a curated record. The transcript has a single exon.
AUGGACGAUUUCUCCGCUGAGAGCUGGCCUUUGGAGGACAACGAUUCCUCCUCCAGGUUUAUACACAGAAAAUAUAUCACCAAGGGCUCCACUGAGCCUCCAGCUGUAGCUGGUAUUCUCUCCCUCCACAACUACCGCAAAUCACUCUCCCACGACCGCGACUCCAGCUGGAUCGACGACCAGGAGGGGAAGACGAAGACGCUGAGGCGCAAGAACGCCUCGACGAAUCUCAACGAAAACGACCAUCAUGCCCAGGGGCAUGUCCAUUCCUCCACCCCUACCCCCUCGACCACAUCCACAUCCAGCCCUCCACCCUCACUAUCACGCUCCGAUUCCCCAGGCUCGACUCUGAGCGAGCCAUUUCCAGACUUCGAUCCCUCAGACAGAGACAAAGACACCAGAGACCCAGCACCAGCAGAGCCAGAGCAAGAGCCCAUUCCAUUCGCAACCCCACGCCCUCGACCAUCCCCAACAUCCACCACAAUGAUGUACGAGGGCACACCAUUCGAAAUCAUGAACCCGCAUGAGUCGCUCGUCGUGUCGCGGAUAGAGUCGUAUAUGCCCGAGCCCGAGCCAGAGCCCGAGCCCAAGCCAUCAAUACACGAACACGAACAUGAACACGAGGAGACCCUUUUUUCUCACGGCUUGGACCCCGGUCCCGGCCAGAUCGAAGCGCUGUAUGCGACUUGGAAUGAAAAGCUCAAUAACCCCACGGCAAUCGUGUACAGCGAUUACAAGCCGAAGCGGAAACGCGCUACGCUUUUGAAGACGCGGAAGGGCCAUGGGCAUGCGCAUGGGCUUGGGCAUGGUCGGAAGGUGUCGGCGUCGUUUAAGCGGCUGAAGUCGUUUUUUGUUUUUCGGUCGUAG